This is a messenger RNA of Lactuca saligna, 465 nucleotides long. The record is from the annotation of a GenBank genome assembly. Lineage: Eukaryota; Viridiplantae; Streptophyta; Magnoliopsida; Asterales; Asteraceae.
AUGAAAUACCCAGGUGGCAUCCACAUAUCAGCAACGAAAUUGUUCCAACUUUUAUUCAUCAUGAAAAAGAGGGAGAACCCCGAUCUCCGGCGAUUCCUUUGUGUGUUCCUACACAUCACUGGUACCAAAGGAGGAAUGAUGGCAAAAACAACAAGGUCGAAGGGGAAGGCAGGAGGAAGUAGAGACAGUAGUUGGCGGCGAGGAACUGCUCUGGUAGCCCCCUCGUCGAUUCUUUCUUCUUUUUCUGGCAACAUAUCUCAAAGAUGGAGGCAAAGAGAGACAGAUCGGAGAAACACAACAGGUAAAGGGUGUUUGGUUGUUGCUGUUCGACCGGAAGGAAGCGAGAAGAGAAAGAGAAGGGUCGCCUCCCUUUUCUUGUUGCUGGAGGAUCACCCACCUCCGGUGACUAAGCUAAUUAAUUGCUAUUUAGUGUCACUUGUGCUUCCAUAUCAGCAAAACCUGUAG